AGCGACGCGCAUCACAUUGUAUACACCAGGCUGGCUAUCAGCCCUACAGACAGACCUACAUACAGCGUGGAAAAUUACAACGAGAAAGAGAGACAGAAAAUAUAGAUAGGCAGAUAGAUAGAUUGAUAGAGAAAGGGAGAGAGAGAUAAAGAAAAUAUGAAGAAACGUUUAUGUCUUUAAUGCACGGUUUGGGUUACCUGAUUCAUUAGCAGUGUGUCUUUAUCUAUAUAUAUAGAUGUAGAUAGAUAGAUAGAUAGAUAGAUAGAUAGAUAGAUAAAUAACGCUACUGUAGAGAAAUAACGCAACGAUCGCAGCGUCUUGUAAUAUUAAUAAUGCAAAGCGCAUAUAUAACUGGGUAGAGGGAGAGAGGAGAGACGGGUGAAAACUGAGCUGAGAAAAAUUUAACCGUUUUGGAAAAACGUACUGCGACUGGAAGAAAAAUUUCAACAUCGUGUUUGUAAUAGGCGCAUCAUAAUUUGAUAGUUCAUUCGUGUGGAAAUAGAUAGAUAGAUAGAUAGAUAGAUAGAUAGAUAGAUAGAUAGAUAGAUAGAUAGAUAGACAGAUCUAUAUCCCUCUCUCUAUAUAUAUAUAUAUUUAUAGAUCCAUAAAUAUGUCGAUUGCGUAAAGGGCGAUUUAUUGCAGAAAUAGGGGAGAGAAAUAGGGAGGAGGGAGAGGGGCAGACGAGUCAAAAUAUAAAAUUAGAAAAUAUUUUUGCUGCUGAAAAAAAUAGCCCUCCCUUUAUUUAUUUAUUUAUUUAUUACGUAGGUUUGUUAACUUGUUUGAAUUGUAGUCGUAUUAAAUCGAAUUAAUUGUAUUUAUUAAUAUAGCAGCUAUACAGAUAUUAAUAUAUUGAGUGAUCAGAAUGCGUUACCACGUUUCGACCUUCGUGUUGUCUUUAUACCUGGGAGUGAUACGGGCGGGAGCUCUCCCCCUCUCUCCGGAUGAAGAGGUAGGAUUGGACAGAGUGGACACUACGGUGUCCCCUGAGGCUCAGUCCUCACAGGCUAUCCCAUCAGCCUCUGCUUCCAUCAGCCAGCUGCUGCACUCUGCCCUGCUGAGGAAAGAGUAUCUGGGGCAGGAGCCAGUCUACUCCGGCACCACGACUAACCCCACUCAGGCCGUGCCUCUCCUCAGCCAAUCAGAACCCAGUGCCACGGUGAUGUCACAAGGGGUGCUGACUACUGCGGUGAUGUCCCCGGCUGCCUCCCUUCUGCGCGGCCAAUCACAGGGCAGCAGCACCACCACCCCUCCAGGCCCCACCCCCGCGACACCAUCAAUUACAUCAUCACCCCAGGAGGGGGCCAGAGAGGAAGAGACUACGACCACUCUGAUCACCACGACAACCAUCACCACCGUACACACUCCAGUUCUCUGCAAUGUUAACCUUACGGUCCCAGAGGGUUUUGUUGAGUCUCCUGAAUCCUCAGGAUCUGGGUUCUACCAUAGCCUGGACUGCACCUAUACCAUCACUGUGUACACCGGCUACGGAGUGGAGCUGCAGGUGAAAAGUCUGAACCUGUCUAAAGACGAGACAUUGUCAAUCGAGAGCUACGGAGGGGAGGGGCCUGUGUUCCUGGCCAAUGAGAGCCUGCUGAGCGAGGGUCAGGUGAUCCGCAGCCUGACCAAUCAGGUGCUGAUCCGGUUCCAGAGCAACCAGCCGGCCAAUCCAGGCGUCUUUAAACUACACUUCCAAGCAUUCCUCCUCUCAUGCUCCUUCCCUCUCUCCCCUGCUGAGGGGGGCGUGUCUGUCAGUGACCUUCACCCCGGAGGCUCCGCCCAGUUCCACUGCGACCCCGGCUACGAGGUCAGGGGUCACGAGGUCCUGACCUGCCUGAACUCCACACGACCGCACUGGAGUGGAGCGGAGCCAAGCUGCGUGUCUGUCUCCUGUGGGGGGGUGAUUCAGAACGCCACUCUGGGGCGCAUCCUCUCUCCCGCCCCCGUCGGUAACUAUAGCAACAACCUGAGCUGCCAUUGGCUGGUGGAGGCGUCAGAGGGACGAAGACUCCACCUGCACUUCGAGAGAGUGGCGCUCGAUGAGGACAGCGACAGGCUUGUUGUCCGUGCCGGGAACUCCCCCCUGGCACCCCUGCAGUUCGACUCGGAUCUGGACGAUAUUCCGGAGCGAGGGAUCGUGAGUGAUGGGCCGGCUCUCUACAUCGAGCUGCUCUCCGAGAACUCGGGGAUCCCCAUGCUGCUGGCGCUCAGAUACGAGGUGUUUGAUGCUGAUCAUUGUUACGAGCCCUUCCUCGCUCACGGUAACUUCACGACCUCCGACCUCUCCUACAGUUUGGGGUCGGUGGUGGAGUUUGGCUGUGUUUCAGGGUACGUGAUGGAGCAGGGGUCCGGGGUCAUCGAGUGCGUCGACCCUUCUGACCCCCACUGGAAUGAGAGCGAGCCAGUGUGCAAAGCACUGUGCGGGGGAGAGCUGUCAGAAUCCUCUGGGACGGUGCUGUCUCCUGAUUGGCCGCAGACCUAUGGGCGGGGCAAGGACUGUGUGUGGGGGAUCCAUGUUCAAGAGGACAAGAGAGUGCAGCUAGAUAUCGAGAUUCUGAAUAUCCGCCGCAGUGACAUUCUCACAGUAUUGGAUGGCGAUGACCUCACCUCUCAUGUGAUUGGUCAAUACCUCGGCUCUCACCAGCGGUUCCGCCUCCAUUCCAGCGGGUCAGAGGUCACGGUGCAGUUCCAGAGCGACCCCAACGAUCCCUCAUUCAGCUUGAGCCAGGGGUUCAUCAUCCAUUAUCGGGAGGUUCCUCGCAAUGAUACCUGUCCAGAUCUGCCUGUGGUUCAGUUUGGUUGGAAGACUUCCUCUCACCCCGACCUCAUCAAGGGCACCGUGGUGACCUAUCAGUGCGAGCCUGGCUACGACAUCAUCGGCUCCGACAUCCUCACCUGCCAAUGGGAUCUCUUCUGGAGCCACUCCCCACCCACCUGCCAGAAGAUCCUCUCCUGCUUGAAUCCCGGUGAGGUUGCUCACGGAGCUCGUCUGGUCUCUGAUCAGCGGUUUGCUGUGGGCUCCCAGGUUCAGUUCUCCUGUGCGGAGGGGUAUCAGAUCGAGGGGAGCCCCUCAAUCACCUGCUACAGCCGGGACACAGGGACCCCCAAGUGGAGCGACCGCGUCCCCAAGUGUGUCUUGAAGUAUGAUCCGUGUUUGAACCCUGGAGUCCCAGAGAAUGGUUAUCAGACCCUGUACAAGCACCGCUACCAGGCUGGUGAGUCUCUGCGCUUCUUCUGCUAUGAAGGCUUUGAGCUGAUCGGCGAGGUCACUGUCACCUGUGUGCCAGGACACCCCUCCCAGUGGAACAGCCCACCCCCCUUCUGCAAAGUAGUUUAUGAAGAGCUCCUGGAUGCUCGGAAGCUCGAGGUUUCCAGGACGACAGACCCCUCCCACCAGAUGGAGGGCAGGAACAUCGCCCUGGCAAUCUUCCUGCCAAUCAUCCUGGUCAUCCUCCUGAUUGGAGGAAUCUACCUUUACUACACCAAAUUCCAGGGCAAGACUCUGUUUGGAUUCUCUCUCUCCAGCUCUCACUCCUACAGCCCCAUCACUGUCGAGUCGGAUUUCAACAACCCGCUCUAUGAGGCCGGGGACACGCGGGAGUACGAAGUGUCCAUCUGAAGAACGACAGAACUAGACAGAGCGAGAGAGAGCAUACUAUAUCUCCGUCUAGACCUCCCUCCAUCUCUCUCUCUGUCUGUCUGUCGAUUUGUGAGAAAAUUAGUGUCGUGCCAACGCUCCAUCUAUCUAUCUCUAUCUACCUAUAUCUAUCCAUCCAUCCAUCCAUCCAUCCACCCAUCCAUCUGUUUGUCCAUCUCGAGAAUUCAAAACCGACAGUCUAUCCACAGUAUAUGAAGCAAUUCAUUUAAAUCCAUCCUCAUAACUCUUAUUAGCACUAUUGGGAGCCACAGUCCAGUAUAAUAUAUAAAACUAUGGCUAUUGAAACUUAGGGGUGCUGUCUGAAUCAUUGCUGGAGUCAAAUAAAUAUAAAGAUGGAAGGAUAGGUAAAAAGAUACUUGAAGUAUAAGACUGAUAUAUAUAUAUAUAUAUAUAUAUAUAUAUAUAUAUAUAUAUAUAUAUAUAUAUAUAUAUAUGUACCGUAAAACUGCAAAUAAUUGCCUGUUCUCAAACAAUCGCCUGUCUCCAAUACGCGCCGGGUCUGCUGGCAAAUACUGUAAAUAAACGGCGGGUCUCUGUCAUUGCUAGUGAAGCUGAGGAAGAUGAGGAGGAGCUUGAGCGUAAUGAACUGCUAAUAAGCGACAGCGAUGAAAGUGACUCUCAGAAUUAAUAAUUAAUAUAAUAUAAAACGUCAUUUAAGUUAGGCGUACAUGUAAUGCAUAUUUAUUUAAUGCUGUUAUUCCAUUAUUAAAAGUUUUGAUAAUUUUAAGCACAUGCUGAAAGUAGGCCAGGUACAAACCUCUUGGUGUAUUUGAACGUGUUUUGUGUAUUAACAAUGUACAAGUUUGAGAUUAAACAAUACAUUAUUUGAUAAUGAUACUUAUUGCUUUUGUUGUUCAUUUUUGUUGUUCAUGAAGUUUGUAUUAUUAUUAUUAUUAUUAUUAUUAUUAUUAUUAUUAUUAUUAUUAUUAUUAUUAUUAUUAUUAUUACUGUGCUGUAAGCUUAGCCUACACGCCUGUGUUCUGAUAUCUACAGGGAUGUCUUUUAGUGGAUUUAACUGUUAUUAUUAUUAUUAUUAUUAUUAUUAUUAUUAUUAUUAUUAUUAUUAUUAUUAUUAUUAACAAUGGUAGAUCUAAUUCCAUUUUUAAAUACAAAUUCGUGCUUCUGCUUGUUCAUUUUCCAUUGUUUUUCAUACCGUAUCCUUGUUAACCAGUGCAUAUAAAAAGACAGUAAUAAUAUUUUACACUUGAGGGCGUACAAUACAAUGUAAUUUUGUUAUAAAACAAAACUGUUACUUAGUUCCCACUGACACACAACCUUUUAACAAAGUUGCUGGAAUGUUUAAAUUGAGUUACGAUGUUGCUACAAGGUUGUGUGUUAGCGGCUUCUCAAUGACCGCAUGAAGUAUGUGAAGUUAGAGAGCUAAUAUCAAUACCGGUCUCCAAUACGCGCCGGGUCUGCUGGGAAAUAUUGUAAAUAAACGCCAGAGGCAUUUAAUUGAAGUUUUACGGUAUGUAGAAAAUAUCCCCAAAAGGUAAAGAGAUUGAUGAAUGCAAAUAAACCAUCUCAUGCAGCUAUUCAUGUUUCAUUUCCUGUGUGCCAAAUCCACUUCCUGCCAUGUGUCAUCCCACUUCCUGGUUACAGAGAAUGUACAGGGGGUUCACUUCCUGUUUGCAAAGGAAGUCAGAAAUCCACUUCCUGGUUCUGUAGAAUGUUCCAUUUAAAAUAAAUAAAUACCAGGAAGUCAAGUAAUGUCACAUCCUGUUUAGAAUGUAAGCAUGAACCAGUUCCUGUUUUGCUUGGAAGUGGGUGUCUGUGUUAAAGCUUGUAUUAUAAAAUAAACCCCUUCGCUGCACAUUAGACAUGUUACUUUCAUUUCAAGGGCUUCACAAUACAGCUGUUGAUUGGUUUUCUUCAAGAUUGUAUGACCAAUACUUGUACUCUUAAUUGCUUUUAAGUAUUUAUUGGCAGGUAUUAAAUACAUUUUUCAUCGUUGGUUGUAAAAAUAUAAAACAAAAAAUAAUAUUGAUAAUAUUAAAAUCAGCUUUUUGUAUCGCUAUAAAAAAUACUCUUUCUUUUAAGAAUUUUCCCCAAAAAAUUAAUAGACAAGCUUAGUUUUACUGCAGAAGUGUUAAAAUUCCAUUCAGCUGUCAAAGUCCAAACUAAGAUAAAAGUCUGUACAAAACUACAGCCGCUACCCAACCUGGUGUCUAUAUAAAGUUGUAAUCUAGUGCGCUGGCAUUGCCUGCUGUGUGCUGGGCAGAGCCUCGCUGUGCUGUACUGCACACAGGGCAAUGCUGGCAGGAUCACACUAUAUAACACUAAUAAAAAAUCCUGUACAGAAGUAUAGCAGCUACCCAACCUGGUGUCUAUAUAAAGUUGUAAUCUAGUGCGCUGGCAUUGCCUGCUGUGUGCUGGGCAGAGCCUCGCUGUGCUGUGCUGUACACAGGGCAAUGCUGGCAGGAUCACACUAUAUAACACUAAUAUAAAAUCCUGUACAGAAGUAUAGCAGCUACCCAACCUGGUGUCUAUAUAAAGCUGUAAUCUAGUGCGCUGGCAUUGCCUGCUGUGUGCUGGGCAGAGCCUCGCUGUGCUGUGCUGUACAUGCUGUACACAGGGCAAUGCUGGCAGGAUCACACUAUAUAACACUAACAUAAAACUCUGUACAGAACUACCCAACCUUGUGUCUAUAAGCUACUACAGCUAUAAUCUGGUCGAAAUACAGCAAUUGAAUGUAUGAGCUUUAUAAUGAUGUUUUUGUGAAUGUACACAGACAAUGCUGCCAAUUCAAAGACUUGAGUGAUCUUGCCCCAUGUUUGAAGCAGGUUUGAUGGCAGCACGCACUUAAGUCUUGCUAGUUUAUUUAGUUAAAGAAGAAUCUCCACUGGAUUCUUGCUAUUAUGUUACCUGUGCCAGCUUGUCUAUGAUGGAACACAGUCUUCUAUUUUAAUGGGAUCUCACGCUUUUGAGUUUUGAGUUGUAGCUGCAUGGCGUGUAAUACAUAUUGCUGUUAAUCUCAGUGUACGCAGUGUUAGCAACUGAACUGGUUGUUGUGUUCUCUUUUUAAAUAAAUAAAAUAAAUGACAUAAAUAAAAUAAAUAAUUUAUUAUUCUCUCAUGGA
Messenger RNA from Acipenser ruthenus (sterlet), 6734 nucleotides. RefSeq names its product seizure related 6 homolog (mouse)-like 2 (gene sez6l2). Gene Ontology annotation, biological process: synapse maturation. The record is from RefSeq and is a predicted model, not a curated record. NCBI's taxonomy places the organism in Eukaryota, Metazoa, Chordata, Actinopteri, Acipenseriformes, Acipenseridae. Gene Ontology annotation, cellular component: neuronal cell body; endoplasmic reticulum. The coding region runs from base 863 to 3616 and encodes 917 amino acids. The transcript has 18 exons.